AUGUCUGCUGAAGAAGAAACAACAUUAGAUUUAACAACAGAUAAUGAUAAACCUUCGAAAAUCUCUAAAAAUCAACAACGUAAACAGAAACGUUAUGAAUUAAUGCUUGAACGACGUAAAUCAAAACGAAAAGAAGAAAAAGCUAAACAAAAACAACGUCAUAUUGAUAAAUUAAAAAAUUCCAAAGAUCAAUCCCUUGUUACUCGUAAUAGUCUCAAACAUAAUCUUAUGGAAAAAUCGUCUUGUCGUAUACGAAUAUGUAUUGAUUGUCGAUAUGAUUCGUUGAUGAGUGAUAAAGAUAUAGGUAGUUUACAAAAACAAAUUGCUUUUUGUUAUUCAUCUAAUCGUCGUAAUACAACACCAUGUCAAUUUUAUAUAACUAAUAUUGAUGGUCAAUUACAAAAACGUCUUGAAGUGAAUAGUGCAAAAAAUUGGGAUAUUCAUUUACAAAAUGAACCAUUAGAAAAAGUCUUUGAUUAUGAUGAUAUACUUUAUUUAACAAGUGAAUCAGAAAAUGUUUUAAGUAGUACUGAACCACUUGAUGAACGAACUGUUUAUGUUAUUGGUGGAAUUGUUGAUCAUAAUUCACGCAAAGGUUUAUGUUAUCAAUUAGCUGUUGAAAAUAAAUGGAGACAUGCACGUUUACCAAUUGAUGAAUUUAUUAAAAUGAAUACACGUCGUGUACUGGCUUGCAAUCAUGUUAUGGAAAUACUUUUGAAUUAUAUUAAAUUAGGAGAUUGGAAAAAAGCUUUCGAAGAAAAUAUACCAAAAAGAAAACAAGUUGAUACAGAGAUGAAUGAUGACGAUGAUGAUGAUGAUGAUGAUAUACCAAAAACUGUUUCGCCUAAUCAUCCUGAAGAACCGAAACCAUGCGCUGAAAUUCAUGAAAGACGAAUAGAAGUUGAUGAGGCAGAAGAUCCUCCACCACUUAAUUUAUGA
This is a messenger RNA of Adineta steineri, 939 nucleotides long. NCBI's taxonomy places the organism in Eukaryota, Metazoa, Rotifera, Eurotatoria, Adinetida, Adinetidae. The record is from the annotation of a GenBank genome assembly.